Messenger RNA from Penicillium bovifimosum, 300 nucleotides. RefSeq lists its product as uncharacterized. The record is from RefSeq and is a predicted model, not a curated record. The transcript has a single exon. Lineage: Eukaryota; Fungi; Ascomycota; Eurotiomycetes; Eurotiales; Aspergillaceae. The coding region runs from base 1 to 300 and encodes 99 amino acids.
AUGACGCAUCAGGCCACCAGGCAGGCCUGGGGGGUGGUGGUAUGGGAUCUGACCUACCUGUGCCUGAUAAUCGCCCUCCUGAGACAACUGAUCCCGCUCCUCCUGCUCCUGAAGCUGAUCCCGCUCCUCCCGCUCCUGAGGAGGACCUCAUUCUUGGAGAUCUGCCUCCAACUCCUGACUCGAGCCAUGCGGCUCACCUCCUUCUGGCUCACCAUCGAGCCUACCCCUACCUCAUUCACCUCCUCCUGGUUCUUCUUCCCCCGGGUCCGGGACCGGGGGAAGAAGAAGCUCAUUCCCUAG